AUGGCUUCUUCCAUCCCACGCCGGAGGUAUGUUCAAAACGUCGGAAGUGAAGCAGGAUCGGUGUAUGAGGUGAAAGUGAAUGCUCCACCUUCUGUGGAAGUGAAUGUGUCACCAAGUAAGCUGGUAUUUAGUGAGAUUAAGCAGACAUUGUCUUAUGAAGUAACAUUCACCAGUGGUUCAAAUGUACUGGAGAGGGUUGAUGGAGGCAUUAACUCUGCAUUUGGAUCGUUGGAAUGGAGCGACGGAGUGCAUGUCGUGCAAAGCCCGAUCGCUGUUGUUUGGAGUUUGAGUUCGUCUGUUGCAUCUAUGUGA
Messenger RNA from Oldenlandia corymbosa var. corymbosa, 312 nucleotides. Lineage: Eukaryota; Viridiplantae; Streptophyta; Magnoliopsida; Gentianales; Rubiaceae. The record is from the annotation of a GenBank genome assembly.